GACAGUAAGAAAUAGUCCUACACAGUUAUUCAACAAUGGAUUUGCAUCUUUAAUUAGUCUGGGGAGAAAGCAGAUCAAAUGCUGAAGAGCUAUUGCAGAGGAUGCUUUUAGCACGACUUCCAGUGCAAAGGCAUCCUUUAAUAUUAUGGACAGUCCUGAGGCACCCUUUAAUAUUAUGGACAGUCCUGACGCACCCUUUAAUAUUAUGGACAGUCCUGAGGCACCAUCAAAUUAUGGACAGUCCUGAGGCACCCUUUAAAAAGUUAGGACAGUCCCAAGUCCGGUAGGCCCUUUAAAAUUAUGGACAGUCCUGAGGCACCCAUCAAAUUAUGGACAGUCCCGAGGCACCCUUUAAAAUUAUGGACAGUCCUGAGGCACAUUUUAAAAUUAUGGACAGUCCCAAGGCACCCUUUAAAAUUAUGGACAGUCCUGAGGCACGCUUUAAAA
Staurois parvus is the source of this 447-nucleotide messenger RNA. NCBI's taxonomy places the organism in Eukaryota, Metazoa, Chordata, Amphibia, Anura, Ranidae. The record is from the annotation of a GenBank genome assembly.